Glarea lozoyensis ATCC 20868 is the source of this 1095-nucleotide messenger RNA. RefSeq lists its product as uncharacterized. Bases 1 to 1095 code for a protein of 364 amino acids. Gene Ontology annotation, biological process: mitochondrial proton-transporting ATP synthase complex assembly. Lineage: Eukaryota; Fungi; Ascomycota; Leotiomycetes; Helotiales; Helotiaceae. The transcript has 2 exons. Gene Ontology annotation, cellular component: mitochondrial inner membrane. The record is from RefSeq and is a predicted model, not a curated record.
AUGAUUUUGUCACGAAAGGCUCGGGAUCCUAAAAAUGUAGGAAUAGACGCAGCGGCAUGUCUGCUAUGUCAAUGGAGGAGUUUCAACACAUCAUUUCGCCCACUAGCUCAACAGCAGCCGACCAAGCCCAAAAGUGUAGCUCCGAAGUCACAACCUCCCGUUCCAGAUAAACCGCCAGCUAGUCCAGCGACCCCAGCUCCAUUACCCUCUGCUCUCGAAGACGCCCCCAAAUCAUACGGCAGAGCACAUGAGGUCUUCACACCGAAGCCUCUUCUGCGGCCAAUUGGUCUACCAAACCCUCCUCGGCCAGGUGAGAAUACCGGAGUCGACACGAGAAGCUUGAAACAGAGGAGAGAUGAUUUUGUUGACUACGACAAACAUCUGGCUAAGAGGAAGGAAUUAACUCACAAAGUCGCAUCACCCUACUUCCGAGAAUGGGACAAUAUGCGAUUUUCUAAGGGGAAAAGCUUCAUCGCCCCCCCUAAUAUAUUCAAAUCCGAUUUAUCACUAUAUUUCCCUAACCUUCGCGGACAGACACUGUUGAAAGACCGGUCCCCCAAGGAUACGACUCCCGCUCUCGAAGACAAGAUAUCAAUAGUAAGCAUUUUCAGUACGCGAUGGGCGGAGAACCAAGCAAAUACUUUCGUUUCCGAGAGAGCCAAUGCAGAACUGCACGAAGUUUUGAAAGGCAGUAAAGGACUGGCGCAGAUGGUACGAAUUAAUCUGGAGGAAAACUGGAUGAAGGCCAUGCUCGUUAAGUUAUUCAUGCCAAGCUUGAGGAAACAGAUGGAGGAGAGCUCGUGGGGACGUUAUUUCUUGAUUAGGAAGGGCUUCAAGCAAGAAAUGAAGGAAGCCAUUGGUUUACUCAACACCAAGGUCGGCUAUAUAUAUGUGGUUGACGGGAAGUGUCGAAUCCGAUGGGCUGGAAGCGGUAACAGCUCAGAAGAGGAGAGAUCCGGACUUGUAAAAGCAGUUGGCAGACUUCUCGAGCAAUCGAAGGCGCAAAAGGCAAAGCCCAUUCCUCCACCACGGAAGAAGACGAUAGACUCCAAGUCGAAUAAGAAGGCUGCAACAACCGAGCCUCUUGCGCUAUGA